Cricetulus griseus (Chinese hamster) is the source of this 2566-nucleotide messenger RNA. The record is from RefSeq and is a predicted model, not a curated record. Lineage: Eukaryota; Metazoa; Chordata; Mammalia; Rodentia; Cricetidae.
UAGCCAACGAUAGCCUUGAACUUCUGAUCCUCUUGCCUCUACCUCCCAAUUGCUAAGACUAUACGUACCCAUCAUUGUGCUCAAUUUGUAUGACGUUAAGUAACAAACCAAAGGCUUCAUCGAUGCUAGGCUAGCACUCUACCAACUGAGCUACAUCUCUAGCCACUCUCAUCCUUUAAACAUUUUACUACAUUUAUUUAUUGGGGGGGGGGGACACCACACACAUGUGCCUCAAUGCACAUGUGGAGAGGUCAGAGGACAACUUAAGUGAGUCAGUUAUCUCCUCCCAUCAUGUGUGUCCUAGCAAUUUAAUUCAGGACAUCAGGCUUUGAAGCAAGCACUGAGCUUCACACACUGAGCAAUCUCACCUCCACCCUUCCCUUCUUUAAAUUUUAUUUCUGAGACAGUAUCUCACUAAAUUAGCCAGCGUAGCCUUGAACUCACACUGUAGCCUAGGCAAGCCUUGAACUCUCAUUCUGCUUGUUUCAACCUCCAAAGUAGCUAAGAUUACAGUCUUGUACCUCCCAGGGCCCUGUUUGUCUGCACAUUUUACAAAAAAGGAAACAGGCUUAGAGGCAAAUGGUAUCUUAUCCUAGGUGCGCAUAGAAUAUGCCUCAGCUGAUUCUCUCUUCUCUACCCCUGUAGACCCUAAGGGUUUCUUCAGAUGGCCCCCUUGGGCAAUGGGUAUGCCUGAAACACCUCCACCCCCACCCCACCGAACCCAUUUCUGAAUCACUUCCCACACAAAGCCACUUCCCUUUCUCACUUCCCUUGCACUGACCUCCCACACACAUGCUGACCACAGGAACCUCACUUUUAGGAAAGAGGUGGGUUUUCAAGAAGGAAGAUGAAGCAGUUGCCCUGAUACCUUCUCCUUGACGGACUACUUGAGGAGGGCUACCCUCAUUUCACCCUUCUCCAGUACCCCAUUGAAGUUGAUCCCAUUACUAUAGUCAAGAUUGUGCAUUUUACAGGGAAGAAAACAAGCCAGUCAUGGUGUGACAUGCCUGUUCAAGGCAAUCCAGGUCUGCAAAGCAAAUCUCAGGCCUGAUCAGCCCAGAUUAAGGAAGGCUUACUCUGUAAGAGAGGACAAAGACAGUGCUCAAAAUGCUUGCUGGAAUGCAAGCUCCUCCGACGCUACUGCUGCUACUGCUUACCCUGCCAGCCACAGGUUCAGACCCUGUGUUCUGCUUCACCAAGUAUGAAGAGUCCUCUGGGAAGUGCAAAGGCCUGCUUGGGGGAGAUGUCAGCGUGGAAGACUGCUGUCUCAAUGCUGCCUAUGCCUUCCAGGAGCAUGGUGGUGGUCCCUGUCAGGCAUGCAGGUCCCCACGAUGGUCACCAUGGUCCUCAUGGGCCCCCUGCUCCGUUACAUGCUCUGAGGGGUCCCAACUGCGACACAGGCGCUGUGUGGGCAGGGGUGGGCAGUGCUCUGAGAAGGUGGCUCCUAGGACACUUGAGUGGCAGCUACAGGCCUGUGAGGACCAGCCAUGCUGUCCAGAAAUUGGUGGUUGGUCUGAGUGGGGACCCUGGGGGCCUUGCUCUGUCACCUGCUCCAAAGGAACCCGAACCCGUCAACGACUAUGUGAUAACCCUGCUCCUAAGUGUGGGGGCCACUGCCCAGAAGAGGCCCAACAAUCACAGGCCUGUGACACUCAGAAGGUCUGCCCCACACAUGGGGCCUGGGCAGCCUGGGGCCCCUGGAGCUCCUGCUCAGGAUCCUGCCUUGGCGGAACUGAACAACCUAAGGAGACACGAAGCCGCUCGUGUUCUGCACCAGCACCUUCCCAUCAGCCCCCUGGGAAACCCUGCCUAGGAUCAGCCUAUGAGCAUCGGGGCUGCAGUGGCCUGCCACCCUGUCCAGUGCCUGGUGGCUGGGGACCAUGGAGCCCUGUGAGCCCCUGCUCUGUAACCUGUGGCCUGGGCCAGACCCUAGAACGACGGACAUGUGACCACCCAGUACCUCGUCAUGGGGGCCUCUUCUGUGCUGGUGAUGCCACUCGGACCCACAUCUGUAACACAGCCACGCCUUGCCCUGUAAAUGGGGAGUGGGAAGAGUGGGGAAAAUGGAGUCACUGCAGCCGUGUGAACAUGAAGUCUAUCAGUUGUGAGGAAAUCCCGGGCCAGCAGUCACGCACAAGGAGCUGUGGUGGCCGCAAGUUUAAUGGACAGAGAUGUUCUGGAAAUUACCAGCAUAUUCGACACUGCUAUGACAUCCAUAACUGUUUCUUGAAAGGUACAUGGUCACAGUGGAGUUCCUGGGGUCUGUGCACACCACCAUGCGGCCCCAACCCCACCCGUGUACGCCAGCGCCUCUGCACACCUUUGCUCCCCAAGUUCUCGCCCACAGUUUCCAUGGUCGAAGGUCAGGGUGAGAAGAAUGUUACCUUCUGGGGGACUCCACGGCCACAGUGUGAGGCGCUACAGGGGCAGAAGCUGAUGGUGGAAGAGAAACGGCCAUGUCUGCAUGUGCCUGUCUGCAAAGACCCAGAGGAGGAGAAACCCUAAAAUCCCUUGCUUCCAUUCUGACCCCUGAUCUUCCAGACCUGAAUAAACCAGCCUUUCUCAA